GUUGCGAGCACUGUUGACAUCCAGCCAGCUAACAUUUGUUAUUCAAAACAAUCUUCACCAUGGCCGACGCAAAUUCUGUGAGAAAACCUACCCUGAACGACCAGGAACGCGAUCACGAACAACAGGCAUUCAUUGAGUUUCAAAAAGCCGACUACCAUGCAUGUCAUCAAACGCUACAGAAGCUGCUGAAAACGCAAGAUUCCAACCCCAAGGUGCUGCACAACAAGGCAGUUGUGGAGUUUUACAAUAGCGAUCUACGCCGGUACGAUCAGUUCCGUUUGGCCAUGAUGCAGCUGACCGGUUUGGUAGGUGAGAUUCGCGCGGUAGAAGUAAAAGAUCGCGAGUCUUGUGCGGCAUUCGUGAAUCAAGCGAUCGUGCUGUACCAUUUCAAACAACCACAGGCAGCUUUAAAGAUAAUGCUGGCUGUUAUGGCUCACUUUGACCGGCUGGAUGAUUAUCUGUUAAGGCGUGCUGGAAUCUUUACUGUACAUCUGCUGCUCGAUACGAACCAACCGAAGAAGGCUAAUCGAUUGCUAGGAAUGUUGCAGAACCGACUGGGCAUACAAGUGUACGCGAUUUUGAGCGAUUCCGACGAAGACGAACCACUGAUAGAUAACGAAAGUCGGAAGGACAUAUCCGAGCUGCAGUUUGAGGAGUUCCGCAAAGAGUUUCGAUUGAUAUUAAUCCGUUCGAACUUGCUCAAUGGUAAGAAGAACAUGUCGAUCCCGUUGGAAGAUACCUCGGAAUAUUCCAUCCUCAAAGGUCAUCAGUAUUUCCUGGGUAAUGAUUAUCAAAUGGCUGCGAAGGAGCUUUCAAAGCAGUUCACCAAUGAACCGGUCAGUGUGAACAAGCAUGGAGAAGACCAGAACACGAUUCUGGCAAACAAUAUGGGCGUAAUACACUUUUCGGUGAAACACUAUGCACUGGCAGCACGAUUUUUCCAGCAAGCUUUGCUGUUCGACAAAUCUGCAACGGAAGAUACAUCGACCGAAAAGGUCGAAGGUUCCCCACUCUACUGUGUCGGUGCUACCAAGCGACCUGAAAUACUGUACAACCAUGGACUUGCUUUGCUGCACCUUCAGCGUCCCAAGGAGGCUUUCGAGUGUAUGCUGAUAGUAUUGAAUUCUAAUCAUAACAAUCCACGGCUUUGGUUGCGCUUGGCCGAAUGCUGCAUUAUGGUGCACCGGCAGGAAAAACAGACACAAAAUACAAACAUAUGCCACGGUACUGUGGGCAGUGGUGUGCAUCGGAAGUACAUCCUUAAUCCUUUACCAAAAGUGGUCGUAGUUGACGGUGACCAAUCGCUUGCCAUUCCGGCUACAACGCUUGAGUUUGGAUCGCUGUGCUUACGCAAUGCGGUCACCCUGCUGGAGUUUCACGAACCGGAACUGAUCCGCCAAUCGGAGAGCAGCGAUAAAUCGGUUGCCUGGGAUAAGGUAUAUGAAGGUGUACCUUGCAAUCCUUCGCUGCCGAUGAAGCUGGUCUCGUUCAAUAAGCUCAAGUGUGCCGUCUUGGCCGCAUACGCCUAUGUGCUGAAUACUCUCGGCGAGUAUAGCUUAGCACUAAAGUAUGCGAAACAAAUGUUGGCCAUGAAGGAAUUACCACAAUCUUACUUAUUGCUCUCGCAUAUGUACGCAGCGGAAGCGCUGAUCAUGAUGAACCGACCACUGGAAGCUAUAACAUACUUGGAGCCAAAAUUUAUCACCGAACUCGCCGGGGAUGAUUUUGGUAUGCGAGCAUCACCGCACUGGAAUAUCAAUUCAGCUGAUGCUGCCCGUUCUGUAAUGCACUACAAUCGAGCAAUGGCUUCAUUUCUUAUCGGUGAUUACGAACAGGCCAAAAUAGCGAUGGGUAAUUGCAAUCAUCCGUUGGUAAUGCCUUACCUGAAGAUGCUGAACGUCUAUCAGGAACUGCUGCUAGGAAACUACGACAAAGUGCAAUUACUGAUACGAUACGAUACGCCACAUUUGAUUUAAGUUUUUGUAAGUAGCGAAUAAAACACAGAGGAAAAGAAAGUUAAUUUAAAGU
This is a messenger RNA of Anopheles funestus (African malaria mosquito), 2028 nucleotides long. It is a transcript of the gene Not10, whose product is annotated as CCR4-NOT transcription complex subunit 10. Lineage: Eukaryota; Metazoa; Arthropoda; Insecta; Diptera; Culicidae. Gene Ontology annotation, biological process: negative regulation of translation; mRNA catabolic process. The transcript is spliced from 3 exons. The record is from RefSeq and is a predicted model, not a curated record. Gene Ontology annotation, cellular component: CCR4-NOT complex. The coding region runs from base 60 to 1976 and encodes 638 amino acids. Gene Ontology annotation, molecular function: protein binding.